Molecule: messenger RNA, 2054 nt
Organism: Linum trigynum
Lineage: Eukaryota; Viridiplantae; Streptophyta; Magnoliopsida; Malpighiales; Linaceae
Source: the annotation of a GenBank genome assembly
GUCUCUUUCUUUCCUCUUCUUUCUCUGCGGCCCGGAAAAACUCAGCUCAAAAUUGGCCGUCGACUGCUCUCUCAAAAACAGUCUAAGCGAAGAGGAAUUUAAAGUAAGCAGCUUUGUUACUAUCAAGCGAAACUAGCCAUUGGGCUGAAUCGAUUCAAUGGGGAUAAACUUCCGUUUGCCCUUACUGAGCUUUCAGUUCUCCGUGUUUAAUUAUCUUCGGAUAUCCCUAUCUUUUAUCUUUCCCUGUGACAGGGGAAUGGCGGCUUCUCUGCAGAUCACUUGCAAGCCAGUGAGCACAGCGUUCCGGGUUAACCCUGCUUCCAAAUGCUCCCGGCGACCAUUCAGUGUAAGCUGCGCGGCGGCGAAUGGGCCACAGAAACGUUAUUCGAUUACUCUCCUUCCUGGAGAUGGCAUUGGCCCCGAAGUCAUCUCUGUGGCCAAGGACGUCCUCAAGCUUACUGGUUCUCUUGAAGGGAUUGAGUUUAACUUCCAAGAGAUGCCUAUGGGUGGAUCAGCAUUGGACUUGGUGGGAGUUCCAUUACCGGACGAAACCUUAGCAGCCGCUAAAAAUUCUGAUGCAGUUCUUCUUGGAGCAAUUGGCGGGUACAAAUGGGACAAUAAUGCCAAACAUUUGAAGCCCGAGACUGGAUUGCUCCAGAUUAGAGAAGGUCUCAAGGUCUUUGCAAAUUUGAGGCCAGCUACUGUCCUGCCUCAGUUAGUGGAGGCUUCAACUUUGAAGAGAGAAGUUGCUGAAGGUGUUGAUGUUAUGGUUGUAAGGGAGCUUACUGGAGGUAUUUACUUUGGCAAGCCAAGGGGAUUUAGAACAGAUGAAAACGGCGAGGAAGUCGGUUUCAAUACCGAGGUUUAUGCAGCAUAUGAGAUUGAUAGGAUUGCUCGUGUUGCAUUUGAGACUGCAAGGAAGCGGCAGGGAAGGCUUUGUUCUGUCGAUAAAGCAAACGUCUUAGAGGCAUCAAUGCUGUGGAGAAGGCGAGUAACUGCCAUUGCAGAAGAGUAUCCCGACGUUGAACUCUCGCAUAUGUACGUCGACAAUGCAGCAAUGCAGCUUGUACGGAACCCGAAACAGUUUGAUACAAUAGUGACGAACAAUAUCUUCGGUGAUAUACUUUCCGAUGAGGCCUCUAUGAUCACUGGUAGCAUAGGGAUGCUUCCAUCAGCUAGCCUUGGAUCUUCGGGUCCUGGACUUUUCGAGCCAAUUCAUGGUUCUGCUCCCGACAUUGCUGGACAGGAUAAAGCAAAUCCACUGGCGACUAUUCUCAGUGCUGCAAUGCUUUUGAAGUAUGGCUUAGAGGAAGAAGAUGCUGCAAGGCGGAUCGAGAAUGCUGUACUUGAUACACUAAACAAGGGGCUCAGGACGGGAGAUAUAUAUUCAACGGGCACUAAACUGGUUGGCUGCAAGGAAAUGGGAGAGGCAGUGUUGAGAUCAGUUGACUCUCAGGUUCAUGCUGCUGUUUGAUCUGGAUAAAGUAGUUGUUUGUAUGAACUGGAAAAUACAGUUCUGGGUUUGUAUUGUUUCCAUCUUCUUUGUUGUUACUUGGUGCUUACUGAGGGAAUUGCAUUGGUCUUCUCUUUCUAUCUCUCCUUGGCCCUUGCUAUUUGAUCAACAGAUUUUUUUUUUUUUUGUAGAAAUCAACAGAAUAUUUUGUGUUUGGUUUAGAUGUAUCUGCUUAUUUUUGGAAGUAAUCAAAACAUUUCUCUUGUGGAUAUGGGACACUUAGAAGUUAGAACUAUCCAGUCUAUUUGAAUGACAAUGCGAAACAUGAGAGCAAGACUCGAGUGCUGGUGAUCCAGCUCGUUGAGCGGACAACAGUCGCCACUGAAUCUAGCUGUAGUGACUAGUGGUACAUGUAUGUGGCCAAGCUGUUAGGCCACCUUGUGAUCUUACUUCAAUAGCCUGAUGUUGCUUCUGCUUCAAUAUCACAAGCAACAAGGACACGCUCACCAUCAGUAUCAACACUAGAUCAGGUGUCCGAAUUGACAUGAGGGUCUAGACUAAUGGUGAUCCCAGCUAGUUCCAAUCAACAAGAAGAUCAACA